Molecule: messenger RNA, 5312 nt
Organism: Bursaphelenchus xylophilus (pine wood nematode)
Lineage: Eukaryota; Metazoa; Nematoda; Chromadorea; Rhabditida; Aphelenchoididae
Source: the annotation of a GenBank genome assembly
AUGUCGCAGACCUCUCUAAACACCAUCCAGUUCGACCCCAUGUCGGUGACACAGACCUGGCCCAAAAGCCGCGUCACCAACGAGUUCUUUCAUCAGGCCAAUCAGCAGCUAAACCAGAAGAAAAUGAUCGACGAAGCGCGGGCAUUCGUCGACGAUAACAAGAAUCAAAAUGUGGACGGCGAAGCUAGACAAGCGACCGACAUUAUUCAACACUUAUGCGAUGUAAUCGAAAAAUUGGAGAAGAAAUCGGAGAGUAAUAGGAGGAAAAGUAAGCGUUUGACUUCAGUUGGUACUGGUGGCGCCACAGAGUUCCGGAACUUUUAUACUGUGCGCUUUUUUUCUUUUACAAUGGCGGACCUGAUCCAUUGGCAAAAAACGUGCCAUUUUGCAUCCGGGAAGCAUCAAUGCAGCAAAAUACCUCCCUCUCCGGGUGAAAAAACUCCGAUUUCAAAAGCGCUCUCGCUCUUUGUUUGAGAGAAAUUCGAAAUUGGCAAUUCAUCAAAAAAGACGCGGAAAAGCUUUUUGUCGGGAAAGAGACGGGGAUUUUUUGGGGCGAGAGAGUGCGUUUUUCCACGUUUUUUCUCUGACUUCUCUGUGAAAUCAAGGUGAAGUGUAAAAAACCGAUAGAAGAGUCUAUUCCGGUCACCGGACUCCCCAGAUGGGCAGACAAGCGUCCCAGCCAAAAAAAGUUGGAUUUGACUCGCGUUAUGGAUUUCUUAUACCAUACACCCACCAAUUGAAGAUAGCUACGGAUUUUAAGACCAUAAAAAAAGUUUACCGGCAAAACGUUCAGCUGCUUCUUUUGCUAUUAGUUUUUUUUUGCUUAUCUGCAAGUACAACCUUCCACCGAAAAUCUUGGCCCGUCUCGUCGGCCGAAGCAGCCAUGGCCCAGGGCUUUUCAAGUCAGGCCAAGCCACGUAGAUCCCGAUUGCCGCAUCUAGGAAAUGCUUAGUCCACAGGAUAUCUCGAAUAACGCCACACAUCAAACUGAGAUAAGCUAAUCCGGUGAAUGGAUUCGUACAGUGGACCCGAUCCAAUGGCAAAAAACGGCUCAUUUUGGAUCCCUGAAGGGACUAAAAUGACUCCAAACCCUUUCCUUUUCUAAGCUAAAACACUCCGCUUUGAAAAGCGCACCCUUUCCUUCAAGGCGGGCUCUUCAAAGCGGGGUUUUUUAGCUUUGAGAAGGGAAGGGUUUGGAGACAUUUUGAUCCCUUCCGGGAUGCAAAAUGAGACGUUUUUUGCCAUUGGAUCCGGUCCCUCACUGUAAUUUGCCAACAAAAGACGCGAAAAAACGUUUUGUCGGUGAAGAAAUGGGGAAUUUUUGGGGCGAGAGAGUACGCUUUUGCAUGUCUUUUUUCUCUCUUUCUCUGCGAAAUCAAGACGAAGUGUAAAAAACCUAUAGCGAAGGGUCUAUUCCGGUCACCGGACUCCUCAGUUUGACGUGCGCCAUGCUGCAUCAAUCCCAUCAUUAUUCAACUUUUAGGCCGGAUCAGUAUUGCCAGCCAACUGCAGCCAAUGGGCGUAAUCCGAGAGGAGCCGCAUUUCGAGUCGAUGAUUUUCAGCAGCAUCCAAGACAUGAAUCGUCGGCCCUCUUCGGUCCGCAGCUUCCGCGAUCCCGAGGAAAUGGAGAAGGCCGAGGAGGACGCGGAUUUCAAGCAACUUUACAGCGAGACUGAUCCUGUAAGAAGAGUUUUUCAUCUUUCUAUCUUACCAUCAUAUCUCGCCGAUUGUAUUUUCCCUAUAUUUUCAGUAUCUUGUCCGGUUCAUCCCUUAUGCCAUAAUCUUCGUGACGGCGGUGCUGUACAUCUAUGUUGGCGCCAUUUGCUUUUCGUAUAUUGAUCCGGCCAUUGAGAAACUCCCUUAUUAUUUGCAAGUCCAGUUUACCUUCGAAGUGGUGACGACAAUCGGUUGGGGAGAUCUGACACCAUCUUCGAAUUGGGGAAAGAUCGCCUGUGUUAUUUAUCAGGUACGUUGAUGUAAAGGCUUUUCAAAAAACCGGGGUUUUACAUACUACAGUGAGGGACCUGAUCCAGUGGCAAAAAACGUUCCAUUUUGCAUCCGGGAAGUAUCAAAAAUGUGGCAAAAUACGGUAAAAGUUCCUUAUUUUGGCCACAACUUAUAACUUUGCGGAAACUGGUCGGAAUUAGCCCAAAUUUUUGGCGUGCACGCUCAAUUCAUCGUUGUCAAUGCCCGGACGGUGGAUUUAGUUAGCAAGGUACCUUCUUUUUUACGUACCACCUUACUCUUCAAAAACGGCUGCAGGCUGUGAUUUUACACUUUAUACGAUGAAACCUGUCCGGAACUAAACUUAUUGCCUCCGUAUGGAACUAAAUGAGUCGUCACAGCCUUCGUAGAUACCCUUAAAACUAUAGAUCUAUGAUGGUAAUUCAGUUCCAGCUAGGUCGAAGCGUUUUUUUCCUAACUUUAGUGCCCAAGCUUGGGCGCAGUUCGCGGAGUACCUUUGUUGUGGCCAAAAUAAGGAACUUUUUCCCAAAAUACCUCCUUCUUCAAGUGAAAAGACUCCGAUUUUAAAAGCGACCGCUCUUUUUGCGAGGGAAGGCCCUUCAAAACGCAGUUUUUUAGCUCGAAAAGGAUGAAUUUUGCUGCAUUUUUAACACUUGCUUGGAUGAAAAAUUGUCCGUAUUUUGACACAGGAUCAAGUCCGCCACUGUAUUUCCUUUGCAAUUCGUUGGCCAACAAACGUUCUGAGCCUAGCCGUAUUUUACCGUUUCAGAUCGUCGGAGUCCCCAUCGUCUUCGCCGCCCUCUCGAAUUGCGGCCGAUUGCUGACCGAGUUCUACACCGUCGACUUUCUUUAUUUGACGGCCGUCGUGCGAGGCAAGAACCCCACCAAGAACUCGUUGGCCAACAAACUUCCGUUGGUGUCGUGCAUCAACUUGAUGGUGGUCCACCUGUUCCUCGGAAUAUUGCUGUUCUCCGGGCUCAUCAUGAAUUUGAGCGUCAUCGACUCGGUCUAUUUUACGUAAGUUGAGGGUAAUGUGGAAAACACGUCGUAGAAUAGAGAUCCGUAGCGCUGGAGUCCAACAUAGAGGUCUAUAGAUAAGCGAGAAUCAUAGCGUGUGCAUUCGUAUGCAUAUUUGAGCCUAGUCCACUCAUUUUUGUAACCGAAAAUUUGAGAUAACGCCCAAAAUUUUAGGCAUGGCUCCGGGCCGGGCUUUCCAAAAUUUCCCGGCCCGGGCCGGGCCGACUAAUUUCUCGGCCCGACCCCGGGCUUCGAUUUUCAGGCCCGGCCCGGCCCGGGCCGGCCCGGUUUUUUAUGAAAUCUGAGUUUUGCCCGGAAAAAAAGGAAAAAAUAAGCUUUUUCGAUAAAAUUUUUCAUUUUUUCGAACACAAUGCUGAUAGCGAACGUAAAAUGACCUUAUUUACCACUCGCCCAAAUGAAAAAAUAAUUUUCAAGUCAAUUUGAAAAAAAAAUCAGAAAUUCUUAAGUGCGACCUCAUAGUUAAUUCGCUGGCAAAAAAAAACAAAAGGAAAAAUUUUCAAAAAUACGCAAUACGCUUGUAGGUUUUUUCAAAUUCAAUAAAAGAUCUGUGAUAAAACAUUUUUGCUAAAAUUUGGGUGACUAUACACAAAAUUUUAUGAUUUUUUGUAACCAGAUGGUAAGACAAUUUAUGGCGACUUAGUAAUUUAUAAAAAUAGUCAAGCGGCAAUUGAACUAUGUAUAUGUUUUGCUAAAUUAUCUUUUACAUUUUGCGAAUUUUCCUUUCAUUUCCUGCUUUGUUUCUUUCCAGCGUAGUACAAAAAUUUUCCGGGCCGAACCGGGCCGGGCUUUCCAAAUUUUACAAGCCCGGGCCCGGGCCGGGCUUGGAGAUUUAGGCCCGGCCCGCAGGCCCGGGCCGGGCCGGGCCGGGCUGGCCCGGUUUGCAGCCAUGCUUACAAAAUUUCGCGCAGGCGUAGCGAUACUUGCGGGAAAUUGAGCGGCAGUUGAGAUUUGCCGAUUAGAAUUGCUGUUUUUUAUCGUAAUACAGUGGGGACCUAAUCCAGUGGCAAAAAACGUAGCAUUUUACAUCCAGGAAGCAUAAAAAAUGUGGCAAAAUACCUCCCUCUCCAAAUGAAAAAAACUCAGAUUCCAAAAGCGCGCCCGCUUUUUUUUAUGAGGAAAGAGGGCGCGCACGGCAACCCGAAAUAGAAGAAAAAUGUUUCCCGCCCACUUUUGAGUUUCGUCCAAACGAAGUGUCAAAAUUGACAAAAGAAAUAAAAUAAUUCCGAGAAAAAUAUUUUUCGGUCGCAAAAUCCCACGAAAAAUUCCUUUGUGACAUUUUGUUUGAUUUCAACCGAUACAAAAUGGGCGAAGUGUCGAAAGGAGCCAGGAAACACUUCGGGUUGCCGUGGCGCGCCCUUCAAAACGAAGUUUUUUCACUUGGAGAGGGAAGCAUUUUGCCACAUUUUUGAUACCUCCCGGAUGCAAAAUGGUACGUCCUUUGCCACUGGAUCAGGUCCCUCACUGUAAGGACAAAAUAUGAUUUUUUCUCUGACCUCUCUCCGCGUUUUGCAAGCUCUAUCGGCAGAAAAGGUCGUAUUCUUGGCGACGUCUGCAAAGCUUUUUUGAAAUCGGAGUUUUUCUCACUUGGAGAGGGAAGCAUUUUGCCACAUUUUUGAUACCUUCCGAAUGCAAAAUGGUACGUUUUUUGCCACUGUAUCAGCCCCCCCCUUUGUAUACGCAGUGUGAUAGAAAUUUCGCUUUGGUAACUCCGUGGCGCAGAUAGGUACACUAACCUGUUGAAUUCACCCACCGCUUUCAAAGCUGUGGGAUUUUGCUUUCAAAAAAUGGUUUCUGGACCUUUAAAAAUGCAUGGUUAAACUUAUGGUAACAAUUCAAGCCACUUAUCAGCAAUAGACUUAAUUCGCAACAUCUAACAGCCAAAUUCAUCGUUAGAAUUUCCUGUUGUAAGCAAAUGUUGGCUGAUUUCCAAAAACAUGUCCGCAAAAUCUCCAUGGUUCUUCUGGCUGUCCGUAAAGUCGUUGGCCGCAAGUGUGCGCCCUCCCAUUUUCUUCACCGUAUAUCUGAAUUAUCUCAUUCCCUUUUCCAGCGUCAUCACAAUCACCACCGUGGGCUUUGGUGACAUUGCGCCGAAGCCGCACAACAUGUUCGAGACCGUCGUUUGCAUGGUGUUCAUCUCGUCCGGCAUGAUUGUAAUGGCCGCUCUGCUCGUCACCCUCUCCUAUUACUUCCAAUUAAUCUUCUACGGCUAUCUGAACGACUGGAUCUUCGACUUGUACGAGAAGCUGACGUCGAGACGGAAGGUUUCGCCUCCGGAGAUCAAGACGAGUAAAGGGUUCAAUCGAGUUUAG